This is a messenger RNA of Coccidioides posadasii C735 delta SOWgp, 1602 nucleotides long. The record is from RefSeq and is a predicted model, not a curated record. NCBI's taxonomy places the organism in Eukaryota, Fungi, Ascomycota, Eurotiomycetes, Onygenales, Onygenaceae.
CGAACGGCAAGUUCUGUGCAAGCACUGCGAAAAGUCGAUUUGCGCUGCAGCCAUGUAUAUCCUUCAGCAACUUGCCCGGCUGCUUGAUCAGCCUUUCUUCCCAUGGAAAAAGAUAAUUGUCGGGUUUUCGCUUGGGCAAUAUCUUCUUGAGGGAUUUCUAUCCCUUCGCCAAUACAGGAUUUUGCAACAGAAGAAACCGCCCAAGGUUCUCGAAGGCGAGGUUUCGCAAGAGGUAUUCGAUAAGAGUCAGGCAUAUGGUCGAGCAAAGGCCAAAUUCGGUUUCGUCUCCGGGCUUUAUAGUCAAAUUCAGAAUCUCGCUUUCAUUUACUACGAUGCACUCCCGAAACUCUGGGCUGUCACUGGUCUCUGGCUGACACGGUAUCUUCCUGAACGGUUUCAAGGUGAAAUAACUCAUACGCUGGUCUUUGUCUUCACGUUCAACCUCAUCACAACAUUACUCUCUAUCCCCGUCUCGUACUAUAGCACUUUUGUUCUCGAGGAAAAAUUCGGAUUCAACAAACAGACAGUCAAACUAUGGGUUUCGGAUAUGCUCAAGGGACAAAUGCUCGGUGUUGUUCUUGGUGCUCCGAUCAUCAGCGCCAUUCUGAAAAUCGUCCAAAAAACAGGCACUAGUUUCUUCUAUUACCUCUGGUUGUUUGGCAUGUUCGUUCAGCUCUUCGCCAUUACCAUCUACCCAAUUGCUAUCCUACCCCUAUUCAACAAGCUCUCUCCUUUGGAACCUGGCACUCUGAAGACUGGCGUGGAAGCUCUCGCACAAAAACUGCAGUUCCCACUCAAGGAGCUCUACGUUAUCGACGGAAGCAAAAGAAGCGCUCAUAGCAACGCAUAUUUCUAUGGACUACCCUGGAAGAAGCACAUCGUCAUCUAUGACACCUUGAUUGAGAAGAGCGAACCUGAGGAGGUUGUGGCUGUCCUGAGUCAUGAACUUGGACACUGGAGUUUGAGCCAUACGACCAAGCUAUUCGGAAUCGCCCAGUUCCACAUGUUCUAUAUUUUCGCCUUGUUUUCCGCCUUCAUCAGCAACAAAUCUCUGUAUAACUCGUUUGGUUUCCACGAUGAAUACCCAAUCAUGAUCGGUUUCCUCUUGUUCUCGGAUGCAUUGGCACCAAUGGACGCAAUUGUCAAGCUAUUGAUGAAUAUUCUCAGCCGAAAGUUCGAGUUCGAGGCUGACGCGUUUGCGGUCAAGCUUGGCUACUCAGCCGAACUGGCCAGGUCGCUUCUGAAGCUCCAAAUUCAAAAUCUCUCGACUAUGGAUGCAGACUGGAUGUAUGCCAGCUAUCAUUAUUCGCAUCCUAUUCUACCCGAGAGACUUGGUGCUCUUGGCUGGAAGGGAGGAAAGGUUACUGCCAAAAGUGAAGACUCGGAGAAGCCUGUCAAGGCAGCGGAUCGGGAGCUAUAAGAAACACUCGUUAUCAAACUUCGUUCCCGCUACCUCUUGGGGACCGAUUUUCCAUAUUUUUGGUUUUGGAUUUCCGGACGGGAUACUUACCAAUAACAGCUGGCUUUGCGGCGUCGUGGUGCUUGUCAUGGAUCAGCGUAGAAUUUUUUUUUUCUUAGCUCGCAGCAGAAGCCCUGGCUCUU